AUGAACAAAGUUACAGCUCUGCAGAAAAAGAAGAGAAAAGAUUUUAUUCCUUACUUCCUGGGAUUUGUACUAUUUUUGUAUUGCACGCUCCAUCUUGUGUCAUUCACAGCAAAAACAGCUCAGGAAACCCACUCUACCAGGGUGCGUCGGGCUCUUGAGAAUGAAACAGAGUGUGUCUUACCACAGUCUUCUGAGUUUCCUGCCGGCUUUUUCACAGUGCAGGAGAGAAAGGAUGGAGGGCUCAUCAUUUAUUUUAUGCUUAUUUUCUACAUGCUUUUGGCUGUAGCAAUAGUCUGCGAUGAUUACUUUUUGCCAUCCUUAGAAGUGAUCAGUGAGCGUCUGGGAUUGUCUCAGGAUGUAGCAGGAGCAACAUUUAUGGCAGCUGGGAGUUCUGCACCUGAGCUGGUGACAGCCUUUCUGGGUGUGUUUGUGACAAAGGGAGACAUUGGGGUCAGCACCAUUGUGGGAUCAGCGGUUUACAACCUCUUAGGAAUCUGCGCUGCAUGUGGAAUCUUGGCCCCUAUGGCAGGACGUCUCACCUGUUGGCCUCUGUUCAGGGACUGCCUGGCAUAUGGCAUUAGUGUUACAGCUGUUAUUGCCAUAAUAUCGGAUAGCAAGGUGUACUGGUAUGAUGCUGCCAGUCUGUUGCUGGUCUAUGGUGUCUACAUUGUGGUUCUGUGCUUUGACAUUCGCAUCAGUGAGUUUGUCCUGAGGAAGCUGAGUCCCUGCUGCACCUGUCUGGGUAAAAGGCCCGGUGAGAAGGCGGAGACGCAGCCACUGAUGGGCUGGAAUGACGAAACAAGUCUGCGAGUCCACAGUCGCUCCAGAACAGACAGCGGGAUCUUCCAAGAUGACUCUGGAUACUCUCAGCUCUCUCUCAGCCUGCAUGGUCUCAAUGAGAUUCCUGAAGAGCAUAAAAGUGUGUUUUCCGUGCCGGAGAGCGACUUUAAAAGGAUCCUCUGGGUUUUAUCUCUACCCAUCAUCGUUCUGCUUUUCCUGACCAUCCCCGACUGCAGGAGAAGGUUCUGGAAGAAGUGGUUCGUGGUAACCUUCUUCAUGUCAGCUGUCUGGAUCUCAGGUUUUACAUACCUGCUGGUGUGGAUGGUCACUGUUGUUGGUGAAACACUUAGCAUCCCUGAUACAGUGAUGGGACUCACUCUGAUGGCUGCUGGAACCAGUAUACCUGACACCGUAGCCAGUGUGAUGGUGGCCAGAGAAGGGAAAGCUGACAUGGCGAUGUCCAACAUCGUGGGUUCAAAUGUAUUCGACAUGCUCUGUCUUGGACUGCCUUGGUUCAUCAAGACUGCAUUUGUGGACACCAACAACCCUGUUGAGGUCAACAGCACCGGACUGUUAUUCAUUUCCGCCACACUCCUCCUUUCGAUUGUCUUCCUUUUUGUUGCUGUUCAUGUGAACGGAUGGAAAUUGGACUGGAAGUUGGGAAUUGUUUCCCUCUUCUGCUACAUCCUCUUUGCCACCAUGUCCAUCCUCUAUGAGCUGGGGAUUAUUGGGAAUAAUCCCAUAAGACUGUGCAGUGACUGAGAUCUGACCUUCCCAGGACCAAAGCCAUAUUGAGACUCUUAACAGUCCAAAAAGAACAAGAAAAAUGUUAAGCCUGUAAGAUCCUCAAAUGUCAAGACAAGGAAGCGUGAUCCCACUCCAUCACACUUUUGAAGAUAAUGUGCCACAGAAGACGUGCUGGUCACAUCUCAGGAAGAGAAUGAUCUCUAUUAUUACAUAUUUAACAAAAGGUGCCAAAGAUCUUGAUACUCUUGCGUGUGCCUAUCAAGCCUAUGACCUGGACUGUUACAAUACAAUGAAGACUCAUUAUCCAUUAAGUUCUGGCAUGUCUUACUAAAGGCACAUAAACAGAGAAUCUGUUGUCACAAAGGUGAACAACAGACCAGAGAAGUAAUAAAA
This is a messenger RNA of Scomber japonicus (chub mackerel), 1920 nucleotides long. RefSeq names its product solute carrier family 24 member 5 (gene slc24a5). Bases 1 to 1542 code for a protein of 513 amino acids. Gene Ontology annotation, biological process: calcium ion transmembrane transport; melanocyte differentiation; intracellular calcium ion homeostasis. Gene Ontology annotation, cellular component: membrane. The transcript has 9 exons. The record is from RefSeq and is a predicted model, not a curated record. Gene Ontology annotation, molecular function: calcium channel activity; calcium, potassium:sodium antiporter activity. NCBI's taxonomy places the organism in Eukaryota, Metazoa, Chordata, Actinopteri, Scombriformes, Scombridae.